Messenger RNA from Microtus oregoni (creeping vole), 2289 nucleotides. Its product is annotated as lysine-specific demethylase 2B-like. The record is from RefSeq and is a predicted model, not a curated record. Gene Ontology annotation, biological process: protein demethylation; regulation of transcription by RNA polymerase II. NCBI's taxonomy places the organism in Eukaryota, Metazoa, Chordata, Mammalia, Rodentia, Cricetidae. Gene Ontology annotation, molecular function: DNA binding; histone demethylase activity; zinc ion binding.
AUGUCGGUGAUCGCCGAGGAAGACGACUAUGAAUCGGAGCCCGACCAGAACCGGGUGGUGGGUCGGCCUAAGGGCAAGUUGGUCCCAGCCUCAGCGGUGAAGUUGGCUGCCAACCGAACAACAGCAGGAGCUCGCAGGCGCUGGACGCGAUGCCUCAAGUGCGAGGCCUGCCUAGGGACUGAGUGCGGAGAGUGUCACUUUUGCAAGGACAUGAAGAAAUUCGGAGGCCCUGGGCGCAUGAAGCAGAGCUGCAUCAUGCUGCAGUGCAUCACGCCAGUGCUGCCCCACACCGCCAUGUGCCUUGUGUGUGGCGAGGCAGGGAAGGAGGAAACAGUGGAAGAGGAAGAAGGCAAGUUUAACCUCAUGCUUAUGGAGAGCUCCAUCUGCAACGAGAUCAUCCACCCUGGAUGCCUUAAGAUUAAGGAAUCAGAGGGUGUGGUCAACGAUGAGCUUCCCAAUUGCUGGGAGCAUUCGAAUUGUAACCAUGCUGGCAAGACCGGGAAACAAAAGCGUGGCCCUGGCUUUAAGUAUGCCUCCAACCUGCCUGGCUCCUUGCUCAAGAGGCAGAAGAUGAAUCAGGACAACAAGGAAGGGCAGGAGCCUGCCAAGCGGAAGAGUGAGUCUGAAGAGGCUCCCCGUCGCAGGUCAGAUGAACACCCUAAAAAGGUGCCUGCAGAUAGCAUCCUACGCCGAAAGUCUGAUGAUGUGCACCUAAGGAAGAAACAGAAAUAUGAGAAGCCCCAAGAGCUCAGUGGACGCAAGCGAGCCUGGACGUUUCAAAUGUCCCCCUGUUCUUCCUCUCACCUCUCGCGUCUCAGCCCUUGGUGGAGAUCCAGUCUCACUUACUUCCAGCAGCAGCUAAAACCUGGCAAAGAAGAUAAGCUUUUCAGGAAAAAGCAGUGGUCCUGGAAGAACACUGAGGAUCGGUUGACACUGGCCAACCAACCCCUUAGGCGCUUCAAGCAGGAAACAGAGGACGAUCUGCCUGAGGCAUCUCCUAAGGCCCAGGCGAGUGACCAGUCACGUUCCAGCUCACCCACCGCUGGGCCCAGCACUGAAGGGGCUGAAGGCCCAGAAGAGAAGAAAAAGGCGAAGAUGCGCCGGAAACAGAGGCUUCCCAACAAGGAGCUGAGCAAAGAGCUAAGCAAGGAGCUCAACCACAAGAUCCAAAAGACAGAGAGUACCUUGGCCCACGAGACCCACCAGCCCAUCAAGUCAGAGCCCGAAAGUGAGAACGAGGAGCCAAAGAGGCCCCUAAGCCACUGCGAGCGCCCCCACUACUUCAGCAAGGGGCUCAACGGCACCCCUCGGGAGCUACCACACCCUCUGAGACCUGGCCUGCGCAGCCCACCUUGUGGUACGUCCCGGCCCCCACCUAAGUGCAUCCAGAUGGAGCGUCAUGUGAUCCGGCCGCCACCCAUCAGCCCUCCACCUGACUCGCUGCCCCUUGACGAUGGAGCAGCCCAUGUCAUGCACAGGGAGGUGUGGAUGGCAGUCUUCAGCUACCUCAGCCACCAAGACCUGUGUUUCUGCAUGCAGGUCUGCAGAACCUGGAACCGCUGGUGCUGCGAUAAGCGGUAGUGGAUCCGCAUUGACCUGAACCACUGCAAGUCCAUCACGCCCCUGAUGCUGAGUGGCAUCAUCCGGCGACAGCCUGUCUCCCUUGACCUCAGCUGGACCAAUAUCUCCAAGAAGCAACUGAGUUGGCUCAUCAACCUGUUGCCUGGGCUCCGGGACUUGGCGCUGUCCGGCUGCUCAUGGAUUGCUGUCUCAGCCCUCUGUAGCUCCAGUUGUCCAUUGCCCCAGACCCUGGAUGUCCAGUGGGUAGAAGGACUAAAGGAUGCCCAGAUGCGGGAUCUCCUGUCCCCACCCACAGACAACAGGCCAGGUCAGAUGGACAAUCGGAGCAAGCUCCGGAACAUUGUAGAACUGCUCCUUGCUGGCCUGGACAUCACAGAUGCCUCCCUGCGGCUCAUUAUCCGCCAUAUGCCCCUGCUAUCCAAGCUCCAUCUCAGUUACUGUAACCACGUCACUGACCAUUCCAUCAAUCUGCUCACUGCAGUUGGCACUACCACCCAAGACUCUCUGACAGAGAUAAACCUAUUAGACUGCAAUAAGGUCACUGACCAGUGCCUGGUCUUCUUCAAACGCUGUGGAAAUAUUUGUCAUAUUGACUUGUGGUACUUCAAGCAAGUCACCAAGGAAGGCUGUGAGCAGUUCAUAGCUGAAAUGUCUGUGAGUGUUCAUUUUGGGCAAGUUGAAGAGAAACUUCUUCAAAAACUAAGUUAG